Nezara viridula (southern green stink bug) is the source of this 1072-nucleotide messenger RNA. The record is from the annotation of a GenBank genome assembly. Lineage: Eukaryota; Metazoa; Arthropoda; Insecta; Hemiptera; Pentatomidae.
AUUUUUUAUUAUUUAUAGUUCAGCAGAUAAUGUAAUAUAAGCCUGAACGGUAGCCAUGGCGAUUGCAUUCUGACUCUACUUGUAAAUCAACCGCUUCCGGGUAAAAUGGCAGUGAAUGAAAAACUGUUGCACACGUCAAUAUAUGGAUACUACCUGGCAGUGCUAUGUCGUAUCUUGAUGGUCGGCGAUUUGACAGGGGUGUCAUCAAAUACCUUUUUUGAUCUUUAUAUGCGAUUCAAUUCGAGAUUUUUAACCAAAUGGACUUUUAUAGUGAUAUUAAUUUAUUAUUCUUCCAUGGUUCUGUCCCACUUCCUCAACUUGAUUUUUGGUGAAUCCAAAUCAAGUUACAAAUUGCGUAGAUUUGCAGAUGCUCUAUUUACUACAAUUGUACUUCCUAUUGGAAUGUAUAUCACAAUAGGCUUUUGGAUAGUAUACCAUAUUGACAGAGAUCUUAUUUUUCCAAUAUGGUUGGAGGAAAUAAUCCCAGGUUGGGUGAACCACGGCGUCCAUACAUUUAACCUAGUCUUACCUCUGAUUGAUUUGUUUCUGGUGAAGCACACAUUUCCUCCAUGGUCAGAGGCAGUAUAUUAUUCCGCAUUGUAUUGUGGAUCUUACACAAUCUGUCUUUUUGGAACAUAUUUCCAGCAUGGAUUCUGGCUCUAUCCAAUAUUCGAGAAGAUGACAUUAUUCCAGAGUAUUUGUUACUGUAUUGUGAUUUAUAUACUCGUUUUGGUAUUUCACCACAUCGUUAAGCAUGCUGCAAUAAAAUUUGGUAUAUCUGAUAUGGAAAUUCAACAAAAGGAAAAAAAUCAUUGUUCAAAAAAAGUAUCAUAAGGGAAAAAUCUUGCUUCUACAGAAAAGUUAAAAUUUUAGUUGCUGAAAGAACUUUGUCAUAAAUUUUAAAAAUUGAAUAAUCUGAAAAAAAAAUCUGUUGUACUUUAUGUUAAAUAUAUUUAUUUAUUUUUUUAUUUUGUGUGAACUCCUCAAACAUUGGAUGGUUCCAAAUUACAUGUUUGGUGACCCAAAUAUUCAAUUCAAGUGUCAACAUUAGGUCUAUAGGCUUUGAUCUUUC